AUGGAGGCCAGAGUUCUGGGAGUGCUGGUCCUAAUAGUGGCCUUGGGGGUCUCCAGCUCCGCUGGGCAGUAUGUGGGCCUGUCCAAGGAGCAGUGCGCGGUGCCCCCCAAAGACCGGGUGGAUUGCGGGUACCCCGAGGUCAGCCCCGAAGAAUGCAACAACCGUGGCUGCUGCUUUGAUAACAGCAUUCAGCAUGUGACCUGGUGCUUCAAGCCCCUGCAGGAGACAGGCUCCGGGCCUGGGGUGCGCCACCGGCUUUCCCCACAGAAAACAUGCAGCACCUCCCAACGAUGCUGA
Molecule: messenger RNA, 297 nt
Organism: Suncus etruscus (white-toothed pygmy shrew)
Lineage: Eukaryota; Metazoa; Chordata; Mammalia; Eulipotyphla; Soricidae
Product: trefoil factor 3-like
Exons: 3
Coding region: 1-297 (98 amino acids)
Biological process (GO): maintenance of gastrointestinal epithelium
Source: RefSeq, a predicted model, not a curated record